Molecule: messenger RNA, 1584 nt
Organism: Sporothrix schenckii 1099-18
Lineage: Eukaryota; Fungi; Ascomycota; Sordariomycetes; Ophiostomatales; Ophiostomataceae
Product: alanine-glyoxylate transaminase
Exons: 3
Coding region: 1-1584 (527 amino acids)
Cellular component (GO): peroxisome
Molecular function (GO): L-alanine:glyoxylate transaminase activity; L-serine:pyruvate transaminase activity
Source: RefSeq, a predicted model, not a curated record
AUGCAGCCUCUCACCAUCGUCCGUCGUGCGCGCUGGCCUUGUUCCUUCCUGCCGAGUCGCCAACAAAGUACCUUCCUUAGUGCGUGGUCGUGGUCGUCUUCAGCCACUUGGAAGGCAAUAUUACUAAGUCAGGCAGGAGCAGCAGGCACGCCAACAGCAACAAAAGCAAGUUCUGCGACGGCAAUCACAGGCGAAGGCGGAACCCAACGCGCCUUCCACAGCGGCGCUACUGCUGCCAGAAUUAUGGUCCCCCCCCAUCGCCGUGUCACCGAUGACAGCCCCUCUGUACAUCGGUUAGCAGGGAUUGCUGGGCACUUGUCCGCCUCCUCGGCUUAUCGACCGUCUACUACUUAUUCCUCGCCCACCCCGUCAACAUCAACAGUCAACCGUCGUCUGCAUACCACAACUACCGCUUCAUCGCCCAAAAUGUCGUCACAGUCGGAUCACCCCACACUGCUCAUUCCGGGCCCCAUUGAGUUCGAUGAUGCCGUCCUCAACUCCAUGAGCCACUACAGCGAGAGCCAUGUCGGCCCGGCAUUUGUUUCCGUCUUCGGCGAAGUCCUCUCGGGCCUCCGCAAACUCUUCCAGUCCACCGACCCGGCCGCUCAGCCGUUUGUUAUCUCCGGCUCCGGCACCCUUGGCUGGGACAUUGUCGGUGCCAACCUGAUCGAGAAGGGUGAGGCCGCACUCGUCCUCGGCACCGGCUACUUCAGCGACGGCUUCGCCAACGCCCUCCGCACCUACGGCGCUGAUGUCACGGAGCUCAAGGCGCCCGUCGGCAGCCGCCCCCAGCUGCCCGACAUCGAGGCCGCCCUCAAGGCGAAGCAGUAUAAGCUGCUGACCGUCACGCACGUCGACACCUCCACCGGCGUCCUGAGCGAGCUCCGCAGCUUGUCCGAGCUCGUCCACCGCGUCUCGCCGGACACGCUCGUCAUUGUGGACGGCGUGUGCUCGGUCGCCUGCGAGGAAAUUGCCUUUGACGACUGGAAGCUGGACGGUGUCGUCACGGCCAGCCAGAAGGCCAUUGGCGUCCCCGCUGGGCUGUCCAUCUCCUUCUUCAGCGGCCGCGCCCUCCGGGCUGUGGAAAACCGCAAGACGCCGCCCGCCGCGUACUAUGCGUCGAUCCAAAACUGGCUGCCGAUUAUGCGAAACUACGAGGCCAAGAAGCCGUCCUACUUUGCGACGCCGUCCCCCCAGCUCGUUCACGCCCUCCACACCUCCCUGGGCCAAAUCCUCUCUGUGCCCCUGGCGGAGCGCUUCGCCAAGCACAAGGCGGCCUCGGACAAGAUCAAGGCCGCCAUCACCAGCCUGGGCCUGAAGCAGGUCGCCUCGAAGCCCGAGGACCAGGCGCACGCCAUGACCGCCAUCUACCUGCCGGAGUCGAUCCAGAUCGCGCAGAUCCUGCCCAGCCUGGGCAAGAAGAACGUUGUCUUUGCCGGCGGCAUCCACAAGGAAAUUGCCACCAAGUACAUUCGUUUUGGCCACAUGGGUGUCAGCAUUCUGGAGCCCGAGAGAGGCCACGUCGAGCGUGCGCUCAAGGCGCUCGAGGAGAGUUUGGCCGAGUUUGGUUACCAAAAAGCAUAG